This is a messenger RNA of Carassius auratus (goldfish), 1177 nucleotides long. Its product is annotated as leucine-rich repeat-containing protein 73-like. The transcript has 6 exons. The record is from RefSeq and is a predicted model, not a curated record. NCBI's taxonomy places the organism in Eukaryota, Metazoa, Chordata, Actinopteri, Cypriniformes, Cyprinidae. The coding region runs from base 196 to 774 and encodes 192 amino acids.
UUGAGACAAUUUUGCUGCUUUGAAAGAAUUGUCCUUUUCUUCAGGAAAUGCACAGAACAUAAUUUCUGUCUCUGCCUCCUUUUCCUGUGCCUUUAUAGUUUCCAUGGAAGUCCACUUUUAGAUGCAGGACAGGUCACCCUGCAUGGAGCCCUCUCCACUCACCCCUCACUGGUGUCCUUGGAUUUGGGUGACUGUAUGCUUGGAGAUGAGGCAGUUAGUCUCAUUUGUGGCAUGUUUCCUCCGGAUGGAGCCAAAUCGGGUCUUAAAGAUCUUACACUGAGUGCCAACCCAGCUGUCAGCACACAGGGCUGGGCUCCACUGGCCAUCGCCGUGGCUCAUAGCUCACAGUUACGGGUCCUCAACCUCGACUACAACCUCUUAGGGGGUCACAUCGCUGGGAUGCUGGCUGUCUCUGUCGCAUCCAGUCGAACUCUUGAAGUCCUGGACUUGGAGGGAACAGGCCUCACCAAUCAGUCAGCACAGGUCUUCCUUGAUAUGGUGGAGAACUACCCCACCAGCCUGCGUGUGCUGGUUCUAGCCAAGAACGACAUCAGUCCUGAGCUGCAGCAGCAGAUCUCAGAUCUCCUCUCUGAAGGUGAGGAGGAGGAGGGUAAGGAUGGAGAGGGAUGCGGAUGCUCGGUGCCCCCCAGGGAGAAACCCGCCUGGGUUCCCCACAGCAACUCCUCCAGCUCGCAGAUGGUCCCGAUUACUUCAGGACUGGGUGAGAGCUUUUUGGCAGAGAAACUGGAGCUGUUUUGUGCUUGCACUGGAUAGGAUAAGGAUAACUGCUCAAAUUUACCAGCCAAAUCCUGCCCCCUUCAUGUCAAGUCUCAUUCAAUUGGAUUCAGGCAGUUGUGCAGCGUAAAUACGAUACUCCUACUCGGAACACAUCCAAGCAUUAAAAGUGCUGUGGCGCAGUGAAAAAAGGCAGACAUUACCAUUACAGUCACAUCGCCGUCAUGUUUCAGUGCUUCAGUACUGUUACAGCAGCUCCUGUGCAAAGCUGAUGAUGUUGUUUAUACCAUUUAGAACAACUGUGAUCCACAUUAAAGCCUUCUCAGACCUUUGUGCUUCAUGCAGUUUUAACCUGCUCUUUCUUUUUCACACAGCAGUGUGAUAUGGUUAAAAGCUUGCUGUUUUUAGUGAUUUGUUUUUCUUACGAAAUCACCUUUAGAGU